AUGGACGGAGGACUCGUCUUGAACUUUGCUGCCCCCACAGGCGACUCGGCACUUACACGGAUGGCCAAACCAAAAGGUGGUCGUUGGAAAGACAGGGUCAAGGUUGUCAAGUCCGUCAAGAGGAGGAUAGUGGUCGCUGGUCGCCCCCAGUCUUACUCCGCAUCGACCACGCCUUCUGAACACUCUGCUGCCGGCCCUUCUACACACUCUGCCACCGGCCCUUCUACACACUCUUUUGCUCACGACUCUUCAUCAUCAAACGAUCGCUCACAUUCUCGCUCCAACAACAAUGAUAUGGACUAUGACGACUAUUCCUACUCAGAGUCUGCUGGUCCCAAGGAGGCUAAGAUGAUGCACGGCAAGUCCCAGGUUCAGUCGUCCAUCUUUUCCCCCGAUACCGAGAUCGUCCCCAAGGUCAAAACCAUUCACCGCCCAGUUGGCAAACCUAGCAACGCGCCUCUUAACACCUCGACAUUCACAGGAAUCGGACUGGACCAGGAUCUUGCCAAGCAUAUGGAAACCAAGCUCAGAGUCACCAUGCCCACUACCAUUCAACAAAAGGCCAUCCCAGUACUUCUCGGACCCACCAGGAAAGUCGGGGAUGAUAUCCCCAAGGCAGAUACCGAUGUCAUUAUUCAAGCAGAGACUGGAUCAGGAAAGACCCUCACCUACCUUUUGCCCAUUAUCAACCGUCUAAUCGAGUCCGAGUCGUCGCCUGCACUGGAUCUGGAAUCAAAACGCUCCAUUGGAACCUUGGCCAUCAUUAUGACUCCAACUCGCGAGCUGGCCAAGCAGAUUCUUCAGGUACUGGAGACUCUUUUGAGCAUGCCCGCGUCCUCGAUCACUGGCAAGAAGCGUUCUCAUUGGAUCGUCCCUGGAAUCGUCAUUGGAGGAGACAAGAAAAAGUCGGAGAAAGCUCGUCUCCGCAAGGGCGUCAACAUCUUGGUCGGCACUCCUGGACGUCUUCUGGAUCACUUGCAGAACACAAAGUCGUUUGAAGUGCAGAGUUUGAGAUGGCUGGUUCUGGAUGAGGCUGACCGUUUGCUUGAGUUGGGAUUCGAGGAGUCGAUGACGGCGAUCUUGAAGAUUCUGGAUGCACGUGUCAAGAUUGCAGCCUCUGUCACGAGCGGGAAUGACACCACCAAGGUCUGGCCCCAGAAGCGUCAGACCGUUCUCUGUUCAGCCACUCUCUCCGAUGAGGUUCAGCGACUUGCCGGUACAUCGCUUGUCGACCCAAUCUACAUCAGCGCCAAGAAGGAGGUCGCCAAUGCCAAUGGCAUUCCCGAUUCAGCAGUACUCGCCCCGGAGGAGAAGCAGGCACAACAGUUUUCAACACCUGAGCAGCUGAAGCAGCUUUAUGUUAUUGCCCAGGCAAAGCUCCGUCUGGUUACCCUCACCGCAUUGCUCAAGAGUGCCUUUGCUGGCAAGGACAUGAACGCCAAGGCUCCAAAGAUGGUCGUCUUUUUGUCGUCCUGCGAUUCUGUCGAUUUCCACCACGGAUUGUUUUCUAACGCAGGCAAGGAGACCAAGAGGGAGUCAACACACGACCAAUAUUUCGGCCAGAGUUUCGAAAACGACAACGAAAACGGCGAUGAUGAUGAGAACAAGGAAGACGAGAUACCCGAUUUCGUUUCUGCUUCCAACAGGAUCAGCACCAAGGCCAUCACGGAUGAAAUGUACAAGGCAAAGCGCGAGACGGAGAGGGCCAACGCCAAGAAGGCCAGAGCUCAGCUGUUUUUGAAGGGAGCGAUCAUGCCUGAUGUGCCCUUGUUCCGUCUUCACGGAAACCUGGCCCAGGCCUUGAGAACGGACACUUAUUUCGAGUUCUGCAAGGCCACCAGUGGCAUCCUGUUUGCCACUGAUGUCGCAGCCCGUGGGUUGGAUCUCCCCGAUGUCAGCCAUAUUAUCCAGUACGAUCCUCCAUCGGAUCUGAAGGACUAUGUCCAUCGUGUUGGCCGUACUGCUCGUUUGGGUCGUGACGGUGAAGCCAUGCUGUUCCUGUUGCCCAGUGAGGUCAAGUACCUAGAGCUGUUGACGGCACAGGGUCUCCCCAACGAGGAGGUUUCGGUCACCACGAUCCUGAAGCGAUUGGCUCCUCCAAAGUCGACGGAUUACCAACAGCCCGCAACUGACAUUCAAAACAGUUUUGAGAGAUACAAUCUUCACACACCAGAGAACAUGGCAAUUGCUCGUGGAGCCUUCUGGGCCUUUGUAAAGUCUUAUGCGACGCAUCCAUCGAGCGAGAAACACGUAUUCCACAUCAAGAACCUGCACCUGGGUCAUAUUGCCAAGAGUUUUGGUUUGCGCGAGGCACCCUCGGACAUUCCACAGCCCAAGAAGAAGAAGACGGGAGCAGGCCACCGGCCUGGCAAGGGAGGUGAGGAGGAUGAGACGCGAGCGAACCGUAAGAGUCAGAAGGAGCGCGAGAAGGAGGAGCGGGCCAAGCCCAAGAUUGUGUUGAAGCGCAAGAACGACGUGAGCGAGUUUGCAGUUGGAGAUUACAAAUCGCUUGUGGGGCCUAUGCUCAAGCGCAAGAAGAAGACCAAGUAG
Linnemannia hyalina is the source of this 2550-nucleotide messenger RNA. NCBI's taxonomy places the organism in Eukaryota, Fungi, Mortierellomycota, Mortierellomycetes, Mortierellales, Mortierellaceae. The record is from the annotation of a GenBank genome assembly.